Helicoverpa armigera (cotton bollworm) is the source of this 3309-nucleotide messenger RNA. It is a transcript of the gene Lim1, whose product is annotated as LIM/homeobox protein Lhx1. Gene Ontology annotation, molecular function: RNA polymerase II transcription regulatory region sequence-specific DNA binding; DNA-binding transcription factor activity, RNA polymerase II-specific; zinc ion binding. Gene Ontology annotation, biological process: neuron differentiation; regulation of transcription by RNA polymerase II. The transcript has 7 exons. Bases 129 to 1355 code for a protein of 408 amino acids. The record is from RefSeq and is a predicted model, not a curated record. Gene Ontology annotation, cellular component: nucleus. NCBI's taxonomy places the organism in Eukaryota, Metazoa, Arthropoda, Insecta, Lepidoptera, Noctuidae.
UGUACAGGGUGCCGAAGUGGCGGGUUUCCUUGCCGCAGGACGGGGGGCCCAUGCCCCCUUUCAUCAGCACCACAUUGGUAAAAGUUAGUGUCCUGUGUCAUUGUUAGACUGUUACGUGGAGUGCUACUAUGCCGUAUGGAGGACGUGGCGAAGCAGGCGGCGCGAUGGCGUGCGCCGGCUGCGAGAAGCCGAUCCUGGACAAGUUCCUGCUGCACGUGCUGGAGCGCGCGUGGCACGCGGCGUGCGUGCGCUGCGCCGACUGUCGCGCGCCGCUCGCCGACAAGUGCUACUCCAGGGACAACAAGCUCUUCUGUAGGAAUGAUUUCUUUAGGCGAUACGGAACAAAAUGUAGUGGCUGCGGCCACGGCAUCUCCCCGUCAGACCUCGUCCGCAAAGCGCGCGAGAAGGUGUUCCACCUCAACUGUUUCACGUGCCUCGUGUGUCGGAAACAGCUGUCCACCGGCGAAGAGCUCUACGUCUUGGACGACAACAAGUUUAUAUGCAAAGAGGAUUAUCUCGCCGGGAAGGCGCCGACACAGCAUUCGGACUCACUACUAGGCUCAGGGUCUGACGAGGAAGAGGAGGACGAGUCCAGGGCAGCCAACAACUCCAGCAAUCCAGCUCAUGCGCCACAUCCCGCGCUACAUUCUGAACUGUCACAUAAUGGGGACACCAAGCCGCAUGAUGACUCUGAAGACCAGUUGUUUCUCUUCACCUCCCAGGGUUCGCUGGACGGGGACCCCGAGACCCGGGACUCGCAGGCAGAGAACAAGUCCCCGGACGACGGCAAUGGGGGCUCCAAGCGACGGGGGCCAAGGACCACGAUAAAGGCGAAGCAACUGGAGAUACUGAAGUCGGCUUUUUCGCAGACCCCAAAGCCGACGCGGCAUAUAAGAGAACAGCUGGCCAAGGAGACGGGGUUACCCAUGAGGGUCAUACAGGUGUGGUUCCAAAACAAGCGAUCGAAAGAGCGUCGUCUGAAGCAGCUCACGUCGAUGGGGCGGGGCCCGUUUUUCGGGUCAUCCCGCAAGAUGCGAGGGUUCCCCAUGAACCUGUCCCCGGGGGGGCUGGAGGAAGGCCCGCCGGGGUUUCCCUACUUUGCGACAGCAGAUGGCAAGUUCGAGUUUGGCUAUGGCCCGCCGUUCCACCAUGAUGCGCCGUUCUUCCAUCCGCCGCCCGCCAUGCCCUUCAAUCAGCCAGGUCGUUUCGCAGGCGGCAUGGAGACUCUUCCCGGCGGGGAGUUUCCUGAGCAGUUCCCGCCUCCGGACCACCUCGUGCUUCCUCGGCCAUCUUCGCCGGAGUUCACGUUCGGCGACGGGCCGCCCCCCCUGCACCCGGAGGGGCUGGUCUGGUAGCUCAAGCCGGAGCCGCGGGACUUCCACGACUGAUGCGGCUCGACAGGCUUCAAAGUGGACUUUAGCAGUGUUAUUAACUAACGCGAGCGUUAACGAACAUAUUAAAAGACGCAGUGUUUAUGUGAUUUUAGUUCUGUGUACGUUAAGGUGUUUCCCGCUUGCUUCGAAUCCAGGUUUGAUUUUGAUAUCAUUGCAGUUCCGAGGAACUAGUUUGUUUUCUGUUGCAGUGAUUUGGUGCUACAAAGAUUGAUUUGUCGAUGUUUUCUCAGUUAAUUGACUUGUUUUGAUAAAUGUUUAAACUGGUGUUAUUAGGAUGACUGGUUUAUUAUCAGGAUAUAAUUUUGUUUACUCUGAAAUGACCUUAUCAAUCGAUAGGUCACUAUAAUAUUUGAUAUAUCAACCUGUUUUUUGCCGGAGAAUAUUGUAGAAACCGCUAUUGAGACUAAUUCAGAUUAGUUACGCAUUAAAUCAUGGUACAUAAAUCUUUGCUUUUAUAUCCUUUUAGUUACAAUUUAAUUAUUAAUAUUACAAUGUAUUUGUGAAUAAGGCAGGCACUGUGAAUAUUAAGAAUAUUAUGUACAGAUAGCUAUUGUAAUAGAUAAUUUAUUAAGUAUAAUAGAAAGAAUAAUUUAUUUACAAUGGGUUUCAUAAGCAUAAUUUAUAUAAGAGUAAUUUUGGUUCCUAUACUAAGAUAGACACACUUUGAGCAUUUUUUGUAUAUUUAUUAUUAAUACCCUCUUCGUUACUUAAGUACAAUCGUUUUUAGAGUAACGUUCAUAUUGUAAAUAAUUGAUUUGUAUAUAUAAAUGUACUAUCUAAGCUAAUAAUGUACUUAAUUAGGUACUUAAUGUAAGUAUAUAGUACUGUAUGUUUAGCUAACCAUUAUAGUUUUGUUUCAACAUUUAAAAUUUCACAAUUAAAAGUUUCAUCUCAUUUUCUUUUAUCUUUUCGAUUACUGAACAGAUUAUCCCCUGUCAAAUAGCUUUACCUCACUGAAGUUAGCUAUGAGUACUUAUUAGACUUUACGAUAGCUCAAAUGUACAAACAAAUAUUAGGCACCAGGCGCAGGCUUGCGCAUGCGCAAGGCGUUAAAUGACUGACUUCAGGAGGGCAACUUUAUUUGACAGGAAAUUUAUAACCCUAUUUAUCUUUUUUUUAUUUAAUGAAACUGUUGGAAAAUACCAAUUUAUAUUUUAGUUUAAUUCCUCAAGUUUUUCGCCAAGAACGAACUUAGAAUUUUUGUCUAAAUGGAUCUUAUAUAUAGCCUUUUUUUGUUUCAAAAUUGAAAAUGGAUUUGCAACAAUUUUUUUUUUGAGUUCACAUGAAAUAGAUAAGCACUUACUAAAGAACUUGAAAUAAAGUAUUUGUUUCUAUUUUACAUUAUUUUGUUGCAAAACCAAUUUUCCUGUAGAAAACUGUAAAUGGCAUACAGAAAGUAUUUUUCGAAACAAUUUCACAUACCUAUAUUUAAGGGAACAACAUGUUUUUAAUUGUGUUUGGAGUCACGAAUUUUCUAAUGUAGGCUACAAAAUAAAUAAAAACGUUUGUAACACCGUAGAUAAGAGAACAGAAUUUGACUAAAAAUGUAUUUCAGUUUUUACCCAACUGUCAAGAAUUGUUAUUUUAUUUUCACGAAGAAUUUCAUGCAGUGAACUAUUAACGAUUUAAACAAAACCUAUUCGAAAAAAUUAAAGAUUUAAAUAUAAACCUUUACCAAUACAAUAGCUUCAUAUGAAUCUCAAAGUUUAAAAACUACUCUCUUUUUUUUUUUCAAAUUCAAUUUUGACUCCAAACAUAAUAAGAAUGAUAUUAAAAAACAGGCUCACUUGCAACUACAUAUGUAUGUACUAUAAUCUAAGUGUUAAUAUUUGGUACGUACCGUUAUAUAUCUGUAUUUAGCACAUAACAAAAAUAUAAUGGAAUUGUCUGUAAGAAUAAAAUCUAUUCGAAAAUA